CGAAGCCUCCGGCGCAAGUGCCAUCGCUAGUUUGGGCUCCCACCAAACAACCAUUGCUUUUCUCGAGAAACCGCCCGAAAUUCCUUCUAAUCCUGAUCCUCAAGGCGACGCCAUCGCCCAGCUAAGCAUGUUGACAGCCCAGCCCCCGCAGCCGCAUCCACUGGCCCCGAAUGGCAAGCGGAAAAAGCCCGCGGAGCUGCUCCUAGUUUGUGGGUGGAGCGGUUGCCAGGAUAUUUGCGAGGGUGAAUGGAACAUGAACACCCACAUUGGCCAGCACCUAGAGGAGUAUGCCCGCGAGGCGGCCGAGGCCGAGGCGGAGGAGCACUGCUGCCGAUGGACCGACUGUGAUUUUCGUUGCAGCUGCCGGGUGGAAUUUGAACGUCACUCGUACUACCAUGGCUACUACCUACACCUGCUGCUCCAGGGUCAGCUGGAGUGUGACCUGCAUCCAGAGAUACCAGCCUGCACGGCUCCCGCCCGCUACAAAUUGCCCCAUCUCGGCCAGAACUUCCUUUGCGGUUGGACGGACUGCGAGCGUGAGUUCGUCUCGAUUGUGGAGUUCCAGGAUCACAUUGUGAAGCAUGCGCUAUUCGAGUAUGAUAUACAGAAGACGCCGGACGACGAGCGGCCCAAGACGCAGUGCAACUGGAGUCUGUGCCACAAGCAAAUGGGCAACAAGUAUCGCCUCAUCGAGCACAUAAGCACGCAUUCAAACAAGAAGCAGGUGGCCUGCUACCACUGCGGUGAGCUCUUCCGGACCAAGACCACGCUCUUUGAUCACCUGCGCCGGCAGCCAGAGAACAAUACCAACAGCUUUCAGUGCGCUCAGUGCUUUAAGUUCUUUGCCACAAAGAAGCUGCUGAAGAGCCAUGUGGUCCGCCAUGUCAACUGCUACAAGUGCACCAUGUGCGACAUGACCUGCAGCUCCUCCAGCUCCCUCACCACCCACAUACGCUACCGUCACCUCAAGGACAAGCCGCUCAAGUGCAGCGAAUGCGACACACGCUGCGUCCGCGAAUCCGACCUGGCCAAGCACAUCCAAAUAGUACACUCAAAGUCGGUGCAUCAGUGCGAGCACCCAGACUGCCACUACUCCGUGCGCACCUACACGCAGAUGCGAAGGCACUUUCUGGAGGUCCAUGGCAACAAUCCCAUACUGUAUGCCUGCCACUGCUGCGAGCGCUUUUUCAAGAGCGGCAGAUCCCUCUCCGCUCACCUGAUCAAGAAGCACGGCUUCCGGCUGCCAUCGGGCCACAAGCGAUUCACGUACCGCGUGGACGAGAACGGUUUCUAUCGCUUGGAGACGACGCGCAUUGAGAGCCUGGAGGUCACCCAACAGAUCCUGUCGCCGCAGGUUAAUCGCUCGCUGGAAAUCGAUCUCAAGCCCAGCACUGGCUCCUGCUUUGAGAUCGUGGAUCCCACGAACAUGGAAUUUGAGCGGAUCAUCGUCUCAAAUGAUGCCAAUGAGGCGCAGCUGAUGGGCGAGGUGGUCAUCUCGCUGCCAAGCCUCGCGGAGCCCGAGAAGCUGUGAUUAUGGUGGCCAAGCAACAGCACUUUUGAUCGAUCUCGUGCCCUACCCUGGACUCGUGCCCUACACCCUGGACACCCAAACCAGCAUUAGCUCGCUAGGCAUAAAGUAAAUUAAAUUAUAAAGUAAAGUAACAUUUUACGAUAAGCAUAUCCCCGCAUGUCGCCCUUCUUGAGUGUUCCCCAUAUCUCCGUUGACAUUUAGUUUAUAGGCAACCUGACAAUUUCUAGUAGCAACUUUAGUUUUUAAUAUAAGUUUAAAGAAACCAA
Messenger RNA from Drosophila kikkawai, 1797 nucleotides. RefSeq names its product Histone H4 transcription factor (gene Hinfp). The record is from RefSeq and is a predicted model, not a curated record. NCBI's taxonomy places the organism in Eukaryota, Metazoa, Arthropoda, Insecta, Diptera, Drosophilidae.